UACCGGUAACCGCCGCAUACUGUAGAACGGCCACGUAUGCGACGACUGUCGACGGUCAGUGCCAGAUAGACCGUAGUUCGACUCGUGAGUGAUUGGCCGCCACCGAAGAUGCUGCGAAAGUGCCUGACAAUCCUGCCGUUGCUUCUGCUCGGCGUACUCGCCGACGAGAAAUAUGUCCUGGAGCUCACCGAUGAGACCUUCGACAGCGAGCUCGCGCGUCACGAGAACACACUCGUCAUGUUUUACGCACCAUGGUGUGGACAUUGCAAACGCUUGAAACCAGAAUACUCCAAGGCAGCGGAGCUGCUCUUAGGUAGUGAACCACCAAUCACACUGGCUAAUAUAGAUUGUACAGCAGCUGGAAAGGACACCUGCAACAAAUAUAGUGUCAGUGGCUACCCUACACUUAAGAUUUUCGAAGGUGCCGAAAUGAGGUCUGAUUACAACGGUCCCAGAGAAGCAUCUGGCAUCGCCAAAUAUAUGAAGUCUCAAGUGGGACCGGCAUCUCAGGACUUGACUAACGAGAAGUCCUACAAGUCCUUCUUGGAUGGAGAUGAUGUCGGUGUGGUGGGCUACUUCGAAAAGGACGAUUCUCCGUUGGCUGCGGCGUAUCUCACGGUUACUAAGAAGCUCCGAGGGAAGGUCAGAUUCGCGCACACCUCGACAAAACAGCUGUUGGAGUCAGCGGGACACAAAAACACUAUUGUGCUUUACCGACCGAAGCAGCUGCACAACAAGUUUGAGCCUAACAACGUGGUGUACGACGGCGGCGACUCCAUCAGCGACAUCAACGACUUUAUCAGUAAGAAUCAAUUCGGUUUAGCUGGCGUUCGUACGCGCGACAACAAGGACGAUUUCAAAAACCCACUAGUAGUCGCCUACUACAGCGUGGACUACGCGAAGAAUGCCAAGAGCACCAAUUAUUGGCGCAACAGGAUCAUGAAGGUCGCCAAGGACUUCCCUGAAUACAAUUUCGCCAUAUCUUCCAAGGAUGACUUCCAACACGAGCUGAACGAAUACGGCAUCGAAUUCGUGAAGAACGACAAACCAGUGGUUCUGGUGCGAGACGCCAGUAACCAGAAGUUCUUGCUCAAGGAGGAGUUCUCCGUCGACUCGUUCGAGUCGUUCCUGAAGGAUCUGCAGAGCGGCACGCUGGAGCCGUACCUCAAGUCCGAGCCGAUCCCGGAUAGCAACACCGGUAAUGUGAAGAUCGCAGUGGCCAAGAAUUUCGACGACGUGGUCAACAAUAACGGCAAAGACACGCUGAUCGAGUUCUACGCGCCAUGGUGUGCCCACUGCAAGAAGCUCGCGCCGGUGUAUGAUCAGCUGGGCGAGAAGAUGGCUGACGAGGACGUGGAAAUCGUCAAGUUCGACGCCACAGUGAACGACGUGCCGGCACCUUAUAACGUACGCGGCUUCCCAACUCUCUAUUGGGCGCCCAAAGACUCCAAGAAUAGCCCGAUUGAGUAUGAGGGCAAACGCGGCCUCGAAGAUCUCAUCGAGUACGUCGCUAAGCACGCCACUGAUGAACUCAAGGGCUACGAUCGCAAGGGCAAGCCGAUUAAGCCCAGGACCGAUGAGUUGUAAGUGACGUCAUUCACGAGGGAGAUAGAUAGAGAGAGAGAGAGAGAGGAGAGAGGGAGAAAGUUCGCGAAGUUCGUUCCCGUUACAUUUCAAGAUCGUACACAUCACAGUUGAGCGAUCCGUUACACGACGUUUACCUUAUGUAACACACAAACGCAGUGGAGGAACGAGCGAGGCGUUCAGAAACGAACGUGAGCCGACAGUUUGUGAGAUUUUCUUUAAACGUAACAUCGUGUUUUUAACACGAAUCUCGAAGAGCCUACAAGGUGUCCGACAGUCUUGAAUUCAUAUUUCGGGCAAAAUUAAAAAAAAAAACGUUAUGAAGUAGGCUCGUGAUAAUCUUAUAAGCGCAAAUUUUUUCCAUUCACUUGAGGCUGGAUCUUGGAAGUGAUAUUUGGGUCGCUGUGUACUCACUUCGCUCUAACUCUGAACGGCUCAAACGUCGUGGGCGCGGACCGCGUAUGACCAGAGAACGAACUAGCUAACUGAGAGUGCAAAUAACACAAUGUUGCCGCGCGAGACGUUUGCAAUAAGUGGCGAAGCGAGGGUGGAGAACAUUCGGGAGUGUGUCCUCUAACAUAGGGAUUGUCUACAUGUAUUAUUGUACACUUUGUAACAAUUGUAUAAGAAUGCGAGGCGAAAAUGCGAGAUGUGCGAGCGUAACAGAACUGAUUUCAGAUUUUGCCCGCGACAUGCUUUCCAGUUGUUUUGACAAACUGCAAAAAUCUACUAUUUUGAGGAGGCGCUACGCGGUGGCUUCCUAUAUCCUCCGAUAAGUAAGCUCCAUUCCAAUAUUGCGUGUUUCGAUUAUAUUACAGAACUAAUCUAAGUUAGGAAGAAUCAAUUUUCGUUUAUACAAAGAACAACCGAAAUAAAUUGUUUUAUACAAAA
Molecule: messenger RNA, 2475 nt
Organism: Odontomachus brunneus
Lineage: Eukaryota; Metazoa; Arthropoda; Insecta; Hymenoptera; Formicidae
Gene: ERp60
Product: protein disulfide-isomerase A3
Exons: 5
Coding region: 109-1587 (492 amino acids)
Biological process (GO): protein folding; response to endoplasmic reticulum stress
Cellular component (GO): endoplasmic reticulum
Molecular function (GO): protein disulfide isomerase activity
Source: RefSeq, a predicted model, not a curated record